Messenger RNA from Paramecium sonneborni, 1247 nucleotides. The record is from the annotation of a GenBank genome assembly. NCBI's taxonomy places the organism in Eukaryota, Ciliophora, Oligohymenophorea, Peniculida, Parameciidae.
AUGUAAUAAUCGGCAGAUAUCCACUAUGUUGAAAUGGCAAAUUAUUCUGAUGAAGCUUAUCAAUAAUAUAGAAAUCAAAUGUUUAACCCUCUUAUUCCUAUAGAUAAUUUGCCUCUUCAAAUUAAUCCAAUUUUGAAUGAAAAUGAGUAAGCUGAUUAGCUUGAGAUGAGAUACUAAUUCCUCUUCAAAUAUUAUGUUAAGUAGAUUUUUCAAAUUCUUGGUAUAGCAUUAGUUUUUGGAAUCAAUUAAUUUGAAGUUUUCUCUUCAGUUUAUUCAUCUGAAGUAGAGAAAGAAUUUUGUAAUUCCUCUUACAGUAAUCUGAUAUUUUAAGAAAUAUCAGAUUAUUAUGGUUCUUCAUAAGAAUCUUCAAAAUGGAAAGAAUAAAAAAUAAGAGAUUAUGAGUUUACAUGGGUAUAUUAUUUUAUUGUUACUAUUACUGCAUUCUUUAUUCUUUUUGUAGCAUUUCUCAGAAAUUAUAGAUGUUUUGUAUAUAUAUUUGAUCUUAUUUUUAGGCUAAAAAGUAAAAUAUUUUGCUUUUUAUUUAAACACUCUUAUUUGGUACCUUAUUAGGAGGGUUUGCUUAUGUGUCAUAAAAUAAUUGGAAAUAUAAGAAUAAAAUAUAUUUUAUCCUAUUAACUUUACUAAGCUUAAUUAUUCAUGCUUUAUUCAAUAUAGUUUUAAUAAAAAUAAAGAAAAUUUAAUUUUAUGGAAAACUAGUAAAAACAUUAAUUUUUAUAUUUUUUUCAUUAAACUUUCUGGUAGGAUUCAAAUAUUAUUAUAUCCCACAAAUUUUGCCAAUAGUAGAAUUUUUAGUCAUAUAUUUCUUUUUUUACUUUGAUUGUUUAAAUAUUUCACUUCUUGUAUAACCAUAAGAACUAUCCUAAACAAUAAACAUUAUUGAUAUAAUAAAAAAGACUUAUUAUGAUGGAAAUUAAAGGGGAAUUCUAUCUAAUUAGCAUUAUAUAAUGAUCAAUAAAAAGUUACUAGCAAUCAUUGCUAUAGUAAUUGGACUAAUUCUAUUUGAAGUAUUUAGCUACUUUAUUAAUACUGUAUUUUUCAUCAUAAUUUCAAUUAUAACAGGAUCUACUUUAUUUAGUUUUAUUGUUCCAACCCAAGUGGCUCAAUAAGUAUUAUUUUUUUAUAUUUGAUAGAACUUAGAUUUAGAUGAUGUAAGCAUUUCAGUUAUGAUAACUUACUUAGAUUUUUUCUUUCCAAUCCCAAAUAUCCUCAGAAGAUUAAGAAAAUGA